AUGCGGCUGCUGGGUGGGCUCGAGAGAGAGCCCGUAAGGCACAACGGAACGAGUGAGUUCCGUAUGAACGAUCGGUGAGCGCCCCCUACCAUAUAUAUAUAUAUAUAUUAUGACAGAUGGGCGCUCACCGAUCACAUAUAUAUAUAUAUAUAUAUAUGGAUCGGUGUGCACCCAUUCCUGAGUGAAUAUAUAUAUAUAUAUAUGAAUAACGGAACAGAUUGCAGCCCGAGAUGGUAUAAUAGAAGGAGAACCCUCGUAAGAAAAUCGAGAUAUACUCGUAAAUUUUUUACGUCAUUUAUACCAAGCCGUUGUCAGACAAAAUGAAUAGUGUGGUGAGGGAUAAUUGCACGUGAAGGGAUAAAUAACGAGUUUAGAUAGGCGAGUUUAGAUAGACGCAUGCCUUCGUAGUGAGAGUCCAGGUCGACAUGGCGGUUGAUGCUGUUGUUGUUAGAGUGCCAAGCUUCGAGAAUCUCUCACGCCUGUUUGGCGUUGGCCCUGGCGAUCACUUCAGUCUCCACCCAGCUGGAGCGGUGAUCACACCCAAGGGCAUGCGCAAACACGAGAGACAAGAGAUCCCGUCGGCGGAUGGCCAACUUUUAUUGGUUAAUGGGGGGUCCCAAGUCGUCGGCCGGUAUGCCCAAUAUAAACGUAUGGGUAGCUUGCAAAUGGGAUGCGGUAAAUGACAUUUGUUUGGUGCUCCUUCGGUAUGAGGUAUUUUGCUCGAGAUAAUGUGAGUAUUGAGGCGGAGUUUAAGCAUUUCUAAGACGUAUAGUAUUGGAAUGUCGAUGAGACUGUCGUGCAGGAGUCGGGCCACGCCGUCAACGGCAAGGUCAUGUGGUAUUGAAGAAAACAACGCGACCACAUAAAAUGAUAGAAUUCCUUCAUCAGGACUUGCGUUAAGAGGUCGGAUAUUUUCUGGGAAUGCGUGAAAUUUUUUGGCGCAAGAUAACAUUGCGAAAAAGCCAAGGGGGACUGGAAUGGCCAUUUCUAACUUAUUAGCCGUCGUCAGCCAGUCAUGGACAACCCCAAAGGGUGGAACAUCUGAGGCUCGAUCCCACGACCUGCUGGUUGAGCUCGACCCUGGCUGUCUGGUCAAUACAUCACCUUAGACUUUCGGCGUCCUGGAAGGCAAAAGUGUGUCCAGAGGCAACACAAUGUUCCGCCAUCAGCAAGAGCUGGUCCAUCCUUCCUCCUGCGCUUGCGUACACAUUCAGGCGGAUCUGCAAUCGUCUUCCGGUCUCUCCAAUGUUUUUUGCCUCAAAGAAACUACACUAGACGCCGUAGACAGCAUUCGCCCUUUUAGUCUCAUGGCAGAGGGGCCUGGGGUCUCAUGGCCAGGCGUUUUAUUGUCGUCACAGAUCUGUGGACGUCGUUGAUCCCCAGAAGAAACGGGCGACUGCUUCAGAAACGUUCCCAAUAUACUGUAGUGUCCACCACAAUCUCGACUGUUUUGUCGUUGACCAUAUAGCAUGCUUCGGCUGUCUGCUGCGUUCUAUGAAGCUUUAAGGGUAAUUGUCGGAGUUGAGCAUCUGCCGAAGUUAAUUGAGCUCGGCUGAUUAGUCCUUGCUGCCUUGCUGCAACAAAUGCAGGCAACUCAGACGAGAACAAUGGGAGAAAGGCACUGUCCAGCAUGACAGCGAUCAACUUCCCCCGCAAUGCAUCCAGCACGAAUACCAGCACGCCAGCAUGUCCAGCACCUAUAAAAGCAGUGAGUCACCGUACAGAACCUACCCUAGACGACGAAGGUUUGCUGGCCUUUGAACCAUCAGGAUAUUAAAGAUUACGGUUCCCAUGAUCGCCUUUUCUUCUCAUUUAUACCCGGAAACGCGCAUUUCCGCUUCAAAUAGCAAUACAUAUCUAUAUGGUAGAGAGGCGCUCCCCGAUCGUGCUACGGAACCCACUCGUUCCAUUGUACCUUGGGCUCUCUCUCGAACCAAACCAGCAGCCGCAUGGCGGCGCGUAAUAUGGGCGGAAUAGCACUUCCGACGAAGCCAAGGGAGACUGGAAUGGCCAUUUCUGGCUUAUUAACCGUCGUCAGUCAGUCGUACUCAGCCACAAUGCGUGAAACACCUGAGGGUUGCUCCCGUUACCUGCUGUUUGGGCUCGAGAGAUAGCUCCAAGGCACAACGGGACGAGUGAGUUCCGUAACACGAUCGGUGGGCGCCCCUCUACUAUUGUACAUUCCCUAUCGCUACCGACAGGACAACGGUCCCAUGGCUCAGUGGUUAGAGGCGUUGGAUUUUUAUAUAUGUGUAGAUACACAUAUGUGAUGGCCGAGGACACUCACCGAUCGCGAUACGAGAUACACCCGUCCCGAUUUGUGUUUUGGGGGUCUCUUCCGAGCCCAGUCAACAGCCGCAUGAAGGGGCGUAAUAUAGGCAGAGUGAGUGUAUCGAGAGAGACAAGAGAGAGCGAGAUGGCCCAUAGGCACAAAGGCAAAUAGAAGCGAAAAGACGAGUCCCAGGAAGUAGUCUUGAAGAAUGAGACACGAUCGCCGGGACAAGAGCUUUAUUAGUCUGACGUUUCGGAUUCCUACUCGAAUACAUCAUCAGAGACAAAAAAGCAGAAACGGGUGGUUGUUGCACAAGGGGCCGCAUCCUAUAAAUACCGCAGCCCCUUGUGCAACAACCACCCGUUUCUGCUUUUUUGUCUCUGAUGAUGGAUUCGAAUAGGAAUCCGAAACGUCAGGCUAAUAAAGCUCUUGUCCCGGCGAUCGUGUCUCCUUUUUCAACAAAGGCAAAUGUCAGUCCCAUAGCACGAUCCAUUAGCGUCCCUCUACCAUUGUCCGAUCGCAACCGACAGGAUAGCCGACCCACUGCUCAGCAUUUAGGGCGUUAGAAUUCCAACCAAUAGGUCGCGAGAUCGAGUCUCAGGGGCUGGUGACGGCCAGUAGGCCGGAAACGGUCAUUCCAGUGCCCCUUACCUUUGUGUGUAAGUUCUCCUGUCAAUAUGCAUGAGUGGGUACAUAGAUGCACAAUCAUGUAGGAAGAAGUGUCAACAAAGAAAAUUGUAACUGGAAUGGUCAUUUUUGACGUACAAGCCGUUAUCCGCUUGUAAUACACAAGCCCAGGCUUGGUUAACCUCGGGGCUAAGUCCGGAUUCUUUGAUCAUUGGGCUUUUUUUAAGUCUAAAGCUCUACUACGAGGCCGAUAUCUUGUCGGCAAAAAACACCAUCCAGUUAUGAGCAUACGCCAUUCUGCCUAUGAGCAUAUUGUUUAAAAUGCCGUUUUUUGAAAUUUCCUUUCUGAAAGAAUGGCUUAUUUAUUUUUACAGAGAAAACUGACAGGGAAAAUGACUGGGAAAUUGGAUUGCCUGAAUGUAUUGUUAGAAGUUGAGGAGAUACUUCUGAAUUAUUCAAUUCUGGCACGGAGUGCAGACAUUGUUUUCUCCUGUUCUACAAUUUAACUUCUGCGUGGCAGUCCGUCGUGCACCGGUAUGUUCAGGUAGAAAUGACGGUCGCAGAAUAUGUUGCCUUCAGAUAUAAUGUCAAAGUCUUUGUUUACUUUCAGCCUCCUGAUUUCCAGACAUUUGUCCACGGCAAAUCUAUCGUCCUGUUUCUGUCCAAGUAACAGUGAUGCAGUCUGAUGAUGCAUCGGGAACUUACUGCCUUUUAACGUAUUCUGCUGUUGCCACGUAGGUACUGCGGUCUGGGGUUCCCGCAACGUUGUUAAGACGGUCGUGCUACAAGUGAUAUUUACUGGGUAAAAUGUGAUUCAUUAGGACCUCUGUGGCAUUUGAGAACUCGGAUCUAGUCGGUAGCAUCGAUUGCUGAGACGACAACUGCCAGCACGUCAGGAAAACUAGGCACACCUAACGGACCUAGACUCGUGAUGAAAAAAAACAAAACCCUUAACAAGCAUACUGUAGGACUAUAUAAUCGUCUGAUUUGACUCUAUUGUAUCUGACUGUGUUCACGCUGCCGUAUUACGCAUUUUGUUAAUCUAUUCCUGGCUUUCCCUUUAAAAAGGUGAGCGCAGUUUUAGCAGAAAUUAUCCGGGAUGAUGACGAUGACGAUGACGACGACGACGACGACGACGAUGAUGAUGAUGAUGAUGAUGAUGAUGAUGAUGAUGAUGAUGAUGAUGAUGAUGAUGAUGAUGAUGAUGAUGAUGAUGAUGAUGAUGAUGAUGAUGAUGAUGAUGAUGAUGAUGAUGACAGUAAUAGUAGUAGUAGUCGUAGUAGUAGUAGUAAUAAUAGUAGUAAUAUUAUUAUUAUUAUUAUUAGUAGUAGUAGUAGUAGUAGUAGUAGUAGUCGAGGUAGUCGGGUGUGGCGGUGGUACUGUUGACAUUACACCCAGUUACGCGCACAGUUGUACAGGGUAAAGAUUUUUUGACUGGCUAUCCUUGUAAACACCUGCUUAACUUACGUUUUACGGCCCGCUCAAUAAACUGACCUUGUUGUCGGUCUCUGUGAUCAAAUUUUGCACUAUAUCAAUGCCGAUACAUCACUUUAGGCCGCCGGUUUGUUUUUUUGCGGUUUUAUGGCGGACGUUGUCCCUAAGCGAAUGAAUAUGGUGAGCAUACUAUUAGACGUAUUAUAUAGGGAAAUGAAUUCGAUGAGCAUACUGUCGGCUGCAUCAUUUCUGACGCUGGUACGUCCAUUCAAAGGUCUGCCCAACGGACGUAGGUAGUGCCUAUGCACGUCUGAAUUUCAGGGAUAGGUGGUCAUAUUUCAAUCUUGUACAAACAUCGCAGUCAUUGAUGGCACUCUCAUAAGUGAUGACUGUGUCUUUUUACUUUACCUCUCUCACCCCCUCUCUCUCUCUCACUCACUGGAGGAAUGUUUUGUGAAAACUAGCGGCUAACGGAAUCACGAAUGCAUACUUGUCCGCACCCCGAUUGAGGACUCCCUAAAGCUUUUCGUUCGGGUUGCAAGUCUCCUCUUUUUCCUCCUCGUCUAUUCAAAAGUACUUGGAAUGGUAUAAUUCACACCUUGCUUUGGAAAGGAUAUGGUGAUAUCGCUGCCUGCGGUUUUGCCAGUAUAGUGCUUGCUUCUCUAUUCCCGCAGGGCCAGCACUGCUCCGUUUCGUUUUCUCCCCGAGUCAGAUCCCUCGGUGAGAGCGACUGCAGCAUGUAAAGACGCCUAUUUAUUUUCUCAUCUUUCUACCUUUUAUCUUUUUCUCUCUACGUACAAAAUCGACAAACUUUCCCUUCCCAAUUGCCGGCGCUGCUGCCCCCGCCCCCGGGGAGCAGCGCGCUCAAAGGGUCGUGUCCAAGGCCGCCAUCACCCCUACCACCGCCACCGGCCUCAACUUCAUCGGUGCCAGUGCGUGCGUACAUGCGCCUGAGACCCUCCCUGCCCCCGCCUCUCUCCCGCUGGUGCGUCCUCGUGGGCGCUGGAGGGACGGGCAGUACAGACGCACUUGUGCACGCACGUCCCCUGGAUGCGCAUGUUUGAAGUGAGCGCGGUGCUCACGUGCGCCACGCGGUGGUAGCACGGCCGCCGCCGCCGCCCCAGUCGUCGUCGUUGUGUUGCCGACGCAGGGGGGCGGCGACAACAUCGCUGUCGUCCUGUCGCGCCCACGACAGGCCUUGGAACCCUCCUCCCUCGCCCACUCAGCCCCAUCAACGCCUGUGAGACCAGGCCGCGGGGACUGCAGGUACGUGCGUGCGUGCGUGUGUCUGGGGCGAGGGGACCAAUGCCGCUGGCACUGCCGCUACUGUUCAGCAGAAGAGAGAAUAAGGGAGAGAGAGCGAGAGCGAGAGAGAUAAAGGGGAGAAGAGCGCAAGUAUUUGAGGAGGGGCGGCGCUGCAUAGCCACCGCAGGGGCGGCGGCAACGACAACGGACGGCAAAAACGAAAUACCCGACGACGAAGAGAAGAGCAGGCGGCGGAGGCGGCGGCGGAGAAUGAGGACGACGAUACCGAUGGUGACGACAAGAAGGAUGGCUGCGGCCUCUGCCGCCAACGCCGCCGCGCCGCCGUCACUGGCGGCAAAACCUUUUCGCGAUCGCCAUGGCAACGCCAAGGUAGCGGCAAGUACCGCUGAGGCGGCGGUAUGGGUGUGUAUUAACUCCCUCACGAUCAACUGGACAUCGGGCGCCCCGCAGUUGGGAUAUAUGCCAAGUCUGCGGACACAGGCUGAGGGGUUGGAGGGGGGUGAGCUGGAGCAAGGCAACUUGACGGAGGGAGUGGUUGGGGGUGGAUAGGGACUUUCAAGUCCCAAAACAUCGUAGCCAAGACGUGCUGAAGAAACAUUUUUGGUCGUACAAAUUCCGAAGUGAUCUUCAGUCUCCUCCUUGCCUGUUUGGCGUUAAUUCAGGUCUCAGUUGUUAAGCCUUUGAAAAUCCUAAUCGCUUGCUCUUUGCAUAUUCUGAGCGAAGAAAGUCCCUAGUCUGGGUGUUGCGGCAGACCGCGCGAUACGAAUGAAACUAUGUCAUUUUCUAUGCCGUAUACUAUUGUGGGAAAAGAGCGAGGUAGAGGUAUUAUGUCAAGGUUCUCCAUCUAGUUCGAAAGCCUAACUCUUUAAGUCAUCAAAACGGAAAUGAGCACCCUAAAGACAUGCUGUCAGUCCCUUUAUCAUUUCGUGUAGUGUAAAUGAAAAGAAUGAAUGCGCAUAUGAAAAUCAGAGGGCUCUUCGGGAAAUCGAGUCGUAUUCGUGAAUUUACAAUUUUGUGGCACCAACCCGUCGUCAGACGAAAUGAACAGAGAAGAAAGCGGGAUUGGCAGACUAGGUCGGUUGGUGUGACAGGACAGGCGGCUGGGGUAUAAGAUAGGUUGGCACUGAGUUACGGUAACUUUUGUGACGGGGGCGGGACAGGGAGAUCCGUUAAGGAAGGAGGAGGAGGAGAAGGAGGAGGGGGAGGAGGAGGAGGGGGGGAGGAGGAGGAGGAGCGGGGGAAUUGCGGAUCAGUGGGAAUGCGUGUGAAUGUUCGUUGAUGUGAGAUGAGGCCAGGGGUCAGUGCACCGGCAUAGGAAAUGUCACGAGAUUCGAUUGUGGUUUGCCGUGUCGGAAGGAGGGGGUGGAGGAACAAUGAAAUUCCACUUGGUCGAGUAAGGAUUAGUAGUUUAUAGCGCAUGAGAACAAGUCAUUGGGCGUGCACGUAAACCCUCGCAGUAUAUUCAUAUAUUGGAAGUCCGCUCAUCGACCGCGUUACGGGACACACUUGUCCCGUUGUUAAUUGGGGGCUCUCGCAGGUAGUCGCACAGUGACGAGGAACGUACGCAGAUGGUGACCAUGCGCACAUUGGACACUGGACGCAAAUUUGCUUGGGAACAUCCUCGCAUUGUAGGCGCCUGUCCAAUUAGAAAAGAGCACGAAGUCCUGGAUGCAAUGCACUCAGAUGAGGCAUGCAUCAGUCGACAUAUCGAUUUAGAUAUCACAAAAAAACACUCAGGGAAAAAUUCAAGCGAGCACAGCUACUCCCCAGAAGAUGACGAGAUGCGACUACCGCGUUUUGGUGUGGACGUCGGCGAACCGUAG
Molecule: messenger RNA, 7422 nt
Organism: Spirometra erinaceieuropaei
Lineage: Eukaryota; Metazoa; Platyhelminthes; Cestoda; Diphyllobothriidea; Diphyllobothriidae
Source: the annotation of a GenBank genome assembly